AUGGCUUUUUUCGAUGAGCAGGAGUUAAUUGACCGGAUUCGGCAUGAGUUACGCAUAGAAGACGACUCAGGGACAUGUUCGAGAGUUGUGGCUCCUGAACCCUUUCAAGUCUUCGAAGUUUGCAAAUCGAGCACAGAUUUUAUGUCAGCAUUCAGAUUCCUUAAAGAAAAUAGUGCAUCGGUGGAGAAUCCACUACUAGGAUAUGCUAAAUUUGAAGCAGUUGGGAAACAAGCUUCGAAAACAAUCUUAAUUCUGUAUAAUGCGAAAGAAUAUUUGAUUGUAGAGGUCAUCGGUUACUGCCUUUACAGAAUUUUUGCUGAUAGCGGAAAUCCUCUAAGUGGAAAUGUGGACGACUACCAAUUGCUUAUGGCUGACGACGGUGGAGAAGUUGAGACAGAUCUUCCUCCGCUUGAUAGAAGCAGGUCCAUUGGUGAUUUGGGGUUCACAGUACUCGCAUUGGUUUCCAAGGCGAAAUCUACAAGUGGCGGUACAAAGCCUACCUAUAGAGUGAUUGUGUACGUAUUAGAUUUUUAUUGCUAA
Angiostrongylus costaricensis is the source of this 540-nucleotide messenger RNA. NCBI's taxonomy places the organism in Eukaryota, Metazoa, Nematoda, Chromadorea, Rhabditida, Metastrongylidae. The record is from the annotation of a GenBank genome assembly.